Pygocentrus nattereri (red-bellied piranha) is the source of this 4133-nucleotide messenger RNA. It is a transcript of the gene glra4b, whose product is annotated as glycine receptor, alpha 4b. Gene Ontology annotation, cellular component: neuron projection; plasma membrane; synapse. The coding region runs from base 147 to 1616 and encodes 489 amino acids. The transcript has 10 exons. Gene Ontology annotation, molecular function: chloride channel activity; glycine binding; transmitter-gated monoatomic ion channel activity. The record is from RefSeq and is a predicted model, not a curated record. Gene Ontology annotation, biological process: nervous system process; chemical synaptic transmission; signal transduction. Lineage: Eukaryota; Metazoa; Chordata; Actinopteri; Characiformes; Serrasalmidae.
CUUCUCCGAGUGCCUGAUGUGGUGGAGUUCAGCUGUGUGGGAGGAGAGGAGUGAGUGAGUGUGUGAGCGCUCCGGAGAACAUCACAGACCACCUCAGACCGCCGAGAGAGAGAGAGAGAGAGAGAGAACGAAGAGAAAGAGGAAUAAUGUUUACGCAAGCGUGGAGGAUUUUGUGGAUUUUACUCUUCUUCGGGCCAAGUGGAGUCAUCAGGCUUGUGUUUGGCAGGGAGAUGAAGUCUCCUAGCAGUAAGGCGAAGCCCAUGUCCCCCUCUGACUUCUUGGACAAGCUGAUGGGAAAAACAUCAGGCUAUGACGCUCGCAUCAGGCCCAAUUUUAAAGGGCCUCCUGUCAACGUCACCUGCAACAUCUUCAUCAACAGCUUCGGCUCCGUCACAGAGACGACUAUGGAUUACCGUUUGAACGUGUUUCUACGGCAGCAGUGGAAUGACCCCCGGCUGGCCUAUAAAGAGUAUCCAGACGACUCUCUGGAUCUGGACCCCUCGAUGCUUGACUCCAUCUGGAAGCCCGACCUGUUCUUUGCCAACGAGAAGGGUGCCAACUUCCAUGAGGUCACCACUGACAACAAGCUGCUGAGAAUCUUCCAGAAUGGAAACGUGCUCUACAGCAUCAGGCUCACUUUGAUUCUGUCCUGUGCGAUGGAUCUGAAGAAUUUCCCCAUGGACAUUCAGACGUGCACCAUGCAGCUUGAGAGCUUUGGUUACACUAUGAAUGAUCUGAUAUUUCAGUGGUUGGAUAAUGGCCCUGUGCAGGUUGCUGAUGAUCUAAUGCUGCCUCAGUUUGUGCUCAAAGAGGAGAAAGAUCUGGGAUACUGCACUAAACAUUACAACACUGGUAAGUUCACCUGUAUUGAGGUAAAGUUCCACCUGGAGAGGCAGAUGGGUUAUUAUCUGAUCCAGAUGUACAUCCCCAGCCUGCUGACCGUCAUCCUGUCCUGGGUCUCCUUCUGGAUCAACAUGGAUGCUGCACCAGCCCGAGUGGGGCUGGGUAUCACCACCGUACUGACCAUGGCCACUCAGAGCUCGGGCUCUAGAGCUUCACUGCCCAAGGUGUCGUAUGUGAAAGCCAUCGAUAUCUGGAUGGCGGUGUGUUUGCUGUUUGUUUUUGCUGCAUUGUUGGAAUAUGCCGCCGUAAACUUCGUCUCUCGGCAACACAAAGAGUUCUUCAGAUUGAGGAGGAGACUACGUGAGGAACAGCGGCAGCGAGCUGCUUCAGGUCAGCUCGGGGCAGCCGAGGCGAAAGGCAAGAACAACGAUGUUACAGGCAACACAACGUCCUGCAGGAACACUCAACGCCAAUGCAGCGCCUGUGCACGGGAGGAGCAGCUAGCUCAGCAGAAUCAGGAUCUCUUCUUUCCCGGAUACGGUCUGGACACCUUCCUCUCCGGAGACGGACCGCUCUCUGAGACGGCCGCCAUAUUUGCUGCUUUGCCUCCCGGCCACGCCCUCUUCGAGAUCCGCCGGCGUUUCAUCGACCGCGCCAAACGCAUCGACACCAUCUCCCGCGCCCUCUUCCCCCUCAGCUUCCUCAUCUUCAACGUCUUCUACUGGCUCACAUACAAAGUGCUUCGCCACGAGGACCCCCACGCUGUCCUGUGAGUGAGGGCUGCUGACCAGAGGACAGGACAUCAUAAACAAGCCCCUUUCGCACUUCACAACUUGACAUGCCAUCGAUGCUUAGAGCUCCUCAAGUUCUGAGGACGGAAUACUUAGGGGACACCAGGAUGGUCAGAGGAACGUAGGUGUUUAACCAUUUAAAGGGGCCAUCAGGAGAAGAAUCCUUCGAUGACCUGAAGUGUUUUCAAAACACACCGUUCACUCCUCAGUAGAUACAGUCCAUAUGCAGAAGCUAAGCUGUGACCCACUGGUAGUUCAGCCACAACCAUGAAAACACUGAGCACUUUUACAUGCACUUAAUAAUCCGAUGACUGCAGAAAUCUGAUUUUUAAAUCCAGUCAACUUGUUUACAUGCACUUGAGUAAUCAGAUAAUGGGGAAACUACAUGAGUUAGACAGUAAUCAGAUUUCUGCUUUACCACCAGCCAGUAAACUCACAGAUGUUAGGUAAACAUAAUGUAAAACUUCAUGCUGCAACUUUUUUGAAUAUGCAUCAUCUAGAUGGCAACGGAUAUUUAAAUCCUUCAAUACGUUAAGCAUAGAUUUACUGUCCCUCAGCAAUGCUGCUUAUUUUCCAGAGUCGUUUUUCACACAUGUGCAAACUGAGAAAUCCGAAAGAAAUCAGAGUAAGAGUUCACUGAGAGAUCUGAUUAAUGAGAUGAAGUCCAACUCUCUUAAUCAGAUUUCCAGACCGGACUCUGAUUUAAGAAGUUGGAGUAUUGCUCUGAUUAUCUGAUCUGAUUAUUAAGUGCAUGUAAACGCACUCAUUUGCAUAUGAUCAGCUGUUGUAUGUUCCAAAGCAUCCAGACAUCCGUAAGGUUUCUGAUUCCCCUGAAGAUUUCAGUCCAAAGCGUUACAGUUUCUUACACGUCGGCGCUUGGACUGCUUUUUAAAAGCAGCCAGUAAAAACUAAAGCAUAAAGACAGGUUGGAAAAUGACCAGAUAAAACAUGAAUUUGAAAAAAAAAAGUAUUCCUACAUAAAACAUAAAUAUUAGAAGUGGGCAUCCAGGGAAAAAAUUCUACACCUAAUUGUAGAAUAAGACUCUUUUGAAGCAGGAAGAACGCUGAGAGUGCAGGAAUGCACAGACUGUGAAAUGUGAAAGGAGCUUGAACAUCUCAAGGAUUAAACCACUGCACUAGGAGUGCAAGCAGACCGAACUGAACAUUCUGUUUGGCUCCCAUGUAGGAUUCUGUAGCUCCCUUUAUGAAAUCCAUUUCCUUUCAUGAUGUCCUAUCGAUCACUCCCAGGAUUCCUCUGUCAGUCAAGACAUUCUCUGAUGAUGAAACACGGACUUUUCCAUCUUACACUUUAUACGCAAUGAGGUAGAAACUGAUACGAAAGCACCAAAAGGUCAGUGAGUGUGUGAUGCCCAGGACACACCGACCCGACGUCCUCCCACAAGCUGGAUGUGUGUGCUUUACACAGCUGUAACUAUUCAGAAUUCUCCAGAAUCUUCUCCACUUCUCAAGGUUCAGCUUGUUGGUUCAUUUUUUGAACAUUCAGCCGAAAAUUCAGCCCCAGAAUCUUUACUGUACCAUGGCAGUGUAGAACAAAAACGGUCUGCAUUAGGGAGGCUUGUGACGGGCCGACCCACAUUUUUCCAGUUCUGGAAUGAAUGAACGCUGCCAGGUGGUGUCUUCCUCUCUGUUAGCUAGCAUGAAGGUCCAGGAACUCUUGCCAACUUUAUAUUUUAGCUUGUUGUGUUCUUUCGCUCUCUGUUUGACACGAAACCUCUGCAGGUGCUUGAUUAAACUGGUCGUGCUGUACGACGCCGCUGGUCUUCCACCUCUUGACGCAUCGGGCGGCCUUGCUUUUCGGUGUUUUCAGACUAAAAUAUCUCCAAACAAACAACGUUUUAUGUGAAAUUAAAUCUGGGUCUGUGACAUUUCAUGUUAUGUUAUAUUACUUUACAACGGGUUCAUGGUCCAGCGCAAACCAUGGACUGGAAUAUGGAUCGAUGAGUGGAUCGGCCCUGUCCUUCCGAUAACCGACAGUAAAUUACAUCAACAUUAGUCCAAUACUGAUAUGGAUCGGAUCGGUCCGAUCUGAACUACAGACCUUUUUGAUGUUUAAAACAUUUUUUGAACGCUAAAAGGUGAUGUUUUCCACCUUUCCCCUCGAAAAAAGAGGGUGGCAAAAAGUGGUCAGCAGCUACAGGAAUGAAGGUCAUAUAAUGUACAUGUACAGAUGUACAGCCAGCAUUUCAAACCAGAGGACUAUCAGACUAACAAAUUGGACAAGCCAGUGAGCCACCGAGCAAAAACGUAUUCAAACGGUUCACCACUAACUAGAGUUUGCAGUUCAUCAAGUUUUACUACCUUGACCUGAAGGAUGUCUUUUCUCAGAAUUCAAACCACCAAAUCUAACUGGGUGAGUGCUGCAUUACUGCUGUAAGAGGCGGGCAAAAACCUUUACAAAGAGGUGGGCGAUACGGCACAACAAUAUAAUACCGUGAUACUUGAUAUGUCACAAUAUUUACAGACAUCUGAUUAGCUAGA